AUGAUGACUUCUGGCACUGGCACUGAGACUGAGACUUCAAAGAACUUACUGACAGACAUUGCGCAGAUUUCAUUCGAAAGCCCAGGACCAUCCAUCGUCGACAUACUCUCCACCGGUGACAUGCGUGCUGAAAGUGCCGGUGAUGCGGCGCUGUCGGCCUUUGUCGCUGGUGAGCAUGGGUCUGCGGCGAGGGCUGGGUGUGCUACAACGAGGAGAUCAGCAACGCAGAAGCAAGCAAGUGUGAUCAGGGAGACACACUCACAAAGGAAGGCCGGUGAUGAAGAUUCGUUCCGAAAGGCGAGCGAGAUUUCGUUCGCGAAAGCUUGCAUCCGUCGAAGGAUGAUGACGCUGAGGCAAAAUUGA
This is a messenger RNA of Zymoseptoria tritici IPO323, 363 nucleotides long. RefSeq lists its product as uncharacterized. The record is from RefSeq and is a predicted model, not a curated record. The transcript is spliced from 2 exons. NCBI's taxonomy places the organism in Eukaryota, Fungi, Ascomycota, Dothideomycetes, Mycosphaerellales, Mycosphaerellaceae. Bases 1 to 363 code for a protein of 120 amino acids.